AUGCGAGGAGAUUUGAAGAGAGUUGUGGAAGUUGCUUUUGCUGUUUGUUGCAGUGCAGCGUGGCUCGGGAGCGGGAUUCUGAGGGAAGUAGUGAAAAUGACGAAAAAGCGUUCUUCCAAUGGUUUCAUGUAUUUCGCCGACGCUCGAAGAGCUUUCUACACGGCAGAGAAUAAAGGUAUGCAUCUGACGGCCAAGAAAUUGGUCGAGAGAGCUACACGGGAUUGGAAAUUGAUGAGCGAAGAGGAACGUCACAAAUGGCGUAGCGAAAGCAGUCGACGUCAUGACGAGAUACCACGGCGUUUGCACACGACCGUUAGUGUGUCUGCUUGCACCGGUAAUCAUGGAUCCUUGUAUGAGCGGCAAGUUUAUCAAAUGCAAUCAAUUUCAAUUAUGAAUAAAUCAAAGAGACGACCAUUAUCCAAACUGGAAUUAUCAUUACAACCGAAACCAUUUUCCUAUCGACUUACAGAAUCAAAGCGUAAAUCACUCCGCCAAAGCAUUUAUCAGAAGUUGGUCUGGAGAGAAAAGGAAGAUAUGGUUCGAGUAAUUUGCUGUACCAUUCUGAAUUCACAGGAAAGCUGCUUGAAGAAGCUAUUACCUCACUUAGUUCGCUUUUUUCUUCACCUCACCGUUGUAUGCCGUGCUUGGUACUGCAAAUCAGUGCUAAACGGUAUCAUAGCUGAAGCAAGCAAAACGGAAGUGCUGGCUCAGAAAAGAUUCGGACUGCUGACAGUUCGGCCUUAUUGCAUCUUCCAGAGCGAUAACGAGCUAAUUUGUCCACCGGCUGAAAUUUGCACUUACGUGAUGAGUCUCAAUGAGGGAAUUGUCAACAGUGAGCGUAUUUUAAUACGUCAUGAUUAUCCCACCAAUCAUCAGUUUUACCAAUUUUCUCGAAUUUCAGAAAAUGGUUUUUCUGAAUUAUCACAAACGCCGAAUCAUUUAAAUGUUCAUCAUGCAUGUCUUCGCAUAGCAAAUGAAAUGAAGGAAUGCUGGGCGAAUCUGAUAUUGGUGCCAGCAUCUCAAUACCAAACUUUGGCUGCAAGCCUAGCCUGGAUUAAACAAAAACGUGAUAUUGCCUUGAAAAGAGACACGACGUCAAUUCGUACAGAGCGCUUAAUAUGCGUGGAGGAUAUGAUUGCCGUCAUUGGACGUAUCGUGGAGACGGAUGUCGAGGAGAACUCACGUUGGGAACAAAAUAUUUUAUCAAAUUUUCGCUAUGCAUGCGAUUUGCACACCACAGCACCUAGCAAAUGUCCAAUGGUUGUCGGGAAAUCUGCAUGUCAGCAUUUUCUGAACAUACUCCGGAAUUUGGUGGACUGCAAUUACCGAACACGUGAGAAAUGUAUUUUUAAAAUUGACGAUGCGAAGCGUUGUUUGAAUCCAACUGCAUGUCCAGUGCGUCACAACCGCAUCAAUCCAUUUCGAGUGGUGUCUCACCGUAAUCCCAAAGAUAAUCACAUCACCAACGAUGAACCAUUUAGUUUGAUUCGACUACGUGCACCGGAUAAGAUGGAAUAUGUAACGAAAUGGUUAAACUCGUUAGAUAUAAAUAUCCAGAUGUUCGAGACUGAUAACAUGGAACAAGGCGAUUUUUAA
Acanthocheilonema viteae is the source of this 1596-nucleotide messenger RNA. Lineage: Eukaryota; Metazoa; Nematoda; Chromadorea; Rhabditida; Onchocercidae. The record is from the annotation of a GenBank genome assembly.